Molecule: messenger RNA, 6324 nt
Organism: Orbicella faveolata
Lineage: Eukaryota; Metazoa; Cnidaria; Anthozoa; Scleractinia; Merulinidae
Source: RefSeq, a predicted model, not a curated record
AAGAUUGAAUGUAAUUUUCAAUCAUGAGUGUUGUAGAGGAGAAGAAACAAGAAAGAACUAAAGCCAAAGUACAAGUGACCAAAGCUUCGCGAAGAUUAACUGGUGCAAUUGAAAGAAAGGCAGAUGUUGAUGUUUUGACUGCCUUAAUGGUUGAACUAGAGAAAGUAUACGAUGAUUUUUGCGUGAUAGAUGAGGAAUAUGAAACCCUGGUUUCAGAAGAAGAACAUGCUGAUCAUCGAGUUGUUAAUGGGUUAGACAUUAUUGCGUACCGGGCAAAUGUCAAAGAAGCAUACACGGUGGCCAGAAAUGCUUUUAUGCAGGCAAAGGCCCCCAAGACGUCAAAUGUGGUUCAGCUGGGUUCAGUUCCCACACCUGCUGACCCCCCUACACAUCCAUCAGAACAAAGUGUUACAUUACCAGUACAAGGAACUUCUCAGUCAGGAAACAAUGUUAACCCAGAUCUAUCAGUCACUAGUGUGGUCACUGCAUCCUCACAGACACAGAAUGUAACAUUAUCAGCAAGUAGUGCCCAAGCCAACAAUUUUCAUUUUGGCACUGGAUCUAUUACCCCUGCAGGUUACAGUGUGGCACCAACACCUCAGCACCCAUUACCUGUGUUGUCUACUCAACAGCCCACAGUGACACAUGUAUACACUGGACAUUUGUCAAGUGUUUUACCACAACAGUCAGUCAGUUAUGCUAUGCCAGCUCAGAGCUAUGGUAGCCAAGCAAAUGAUUUGAUGGGGUUUGAUCCCAUUAGUUCCGCUAGUUUCAGUAGUCCCCCGGCCCAGCAGUAUUGGUUGCCACACUCAUUUGUUCAACAGUCAGCAGGAGGACAUGGUUAUCCUGGACAGUUAAUGAAUGUGUCUCCGUAUCAGCUUAGUAGUCAUGGUAUGCCAGCUCAAAGCAGUGGAAACAGCUCUGCAGACACACCAGGUGUUCACCUCAAGAAAAUGUCACUUCCCACCUUUUCUGGCCAGAGAAAAGCUUGGCCAGAGUUUAAAACAGUCUGGAAGCAGUUGGCAGAAGGUGCAAUCAAAAACAAAACAGCCUUAGCUCACGAACUCAAGAGGUCAGUGAAAGGUGAAGCUAGUCAAAGGAUCAAGUCAGUGUAUGUCACCAAACCAGAGGCUUAUGAUAUAAUGUGGAAGAAGUUGGAAGAUUACUAUGAUGAUACCAGUGCCACUGUUCAAGCAGCACUAGAGGAUUUACAUAAGCUCAAGCCAGUCUCAGAAACCGAUUACAGAGGUCUUGUUGAAUUUGUUGACGUUGUGGAGUCAUCCUACAGCCAGCUUGAAGAGUUGAAUCAGUUGAACUCUCUCACUAUGAGGGACGUUGAUUUUGUCAAUGGACUUUUGCCUAACCAUCUGAGAUUGGAGUGGAUUCGCAAAUAUCAUGAUAUGAGCCAAACAGAGAGAAUUCAGCCUUUCAAAUCCUUUAUGAAGUUCUUGGAAAGGGAAAGAGAAGCAGUAGCUCGGUUAGCUGAAUACCAACCAAGGCGGAGAAGAACACUUGAAGUACCGAGGAAUGGUGAUCGUGGUAAAGGGCUGACACAUCAUGGAACAGGAACUGGUCAGGGCCAAAAACAGUUUUACCAGUGUGUUUUCCACAAGAGAAAUACGGUUAAGCACAAAACAAGUGAUUGUAAAGAAUUUCAGAAGCUCCCCAUCAGUGGAGAGGGUGGCAAGUUUGAACUCCUCAAACAAGUGAAUGCCUGUUUUGUCUGCUUUGGAGAUCACCCACAGCAGAAGUGUCCCAGCAAAAAACCAUGUUCAUUGUGUGGAAGUGAGAAGCACCACUUUCUCCUGUGCAAGUCAGGAAAAAAGAAAGAAGGUUCAAACACUACUGGUCAAGAUCAGACUCUAUCAGCACCUCGAAAGGAAGAAGAUCGACAAACUGACCAUUGUGCUCAUGCUGAAUCAGCAAGUCAUGCUACAAGAGGAGCUGGCCUUGCUCUCUAUCCCAUCCAGCAGGCAAAGGUGUGUGAGAGUGGGAAGAAUGUUACCAUAUUCUGUGAUGGUGGCUCAAACACAACCUACAUAACCCACCAAGCAGCAGAUAGAAUCAAGGCCAAAAAACUGAACAGAUUCACGCUUGACGUAACCACGAUGGGAGAUGUUGAGAAGACUUACAACACCCGACAGUAUCAGUUCACCUUGAGAACGGACACUGGCAAGAAAGUCAGUAUCACUGCAUUUGGUAUGGAUAGAAUUACUGGUCCUGUCAGCAAGCUGGACACUAAAGUCUUAGCCAAUUUGUUCCCUGGCUAUGAUGUUGACUCUCUACAGAGGAAGACUGACAAAGUAGACAUUCUCCUGGGCUGCGACUACUUUGGGUUGUUCCCCAAGUGUGAGGAGGCGAAGUGUGGAGAUAAUUUAAGCAUCAUGAAAGGAGACUUUGGAGUCUGUCUUCAAGGUACCCAUCCUGAUCUGAGAGAAGGAACUGAGCACGAUUCAAAUCUUGUGAAAACGAUUCACAACUCAGUGAUCAAGCAUGAGGCUUACCAUGUAUGCCAUGUCACUCACCCCGAGUUUCAGCCAAAUUGUUCCAACCCUGGAGAGCUGGUCAAAGUCAGCAAAAAGUAUGCUAGUCUCAGACAGACGAAUGUUGCAGAACCCCUCGCGGGUAAAAAUCAGGGACGCCUUAUAGAAAACUUCAUUUGUGGUGAAGAAAUUGGAACUGAAAUAACUCCACGCUGUGGUAGUUGUCGUUGUGGCAAGUGUCCAACUGUUGGCCACACCUAUUCGUUCAAAGAGGAACAGGAGUUAAAAUUGAUUCAAGAGAACCUUGAGUAUGACGGUGUUAAACAGUGUUGGGUAACUAGCUAUCCUUGGCUUGUGGAUCCAGGAACUUUACCCAAUAACUACAGUAGCGCCUUGGCUACUCUCAAGAGUACCGAGCGAACACUCAGCAAGGACGAGCGGUGGGCUGAAACUUACCAGAAGCAGAUGGAGGACAUGGUGGAACGAGGUGUUGCACGGAAGUUGUCUCAGAAAGAACUGCAAGAAUGGAGUGGUCCUAAGUUUUACAUCUCCCACCUGGCAGUGGUCAACACACGGUCACACUCCACACCUGUGCGAAUCGUAUUUAAUUCCAGUCAAGUGUGCCAAGGAAUGUCUCUUAAUUCCUGUUUAGCUAAGGGACCGGACUGUUACAUGAACAAUCUAAUUGGCAUAUUGCUGCGCUGGAGGGAGGAGCAGGUUGCUCUUGUGGGAGACAUUCGUAAAAUGUUCCACUCUAUCCACUUGAAGCCCUUGGAGCAACAUUGUCAUCGGUUCCUGUGGCGUGAUUUGAAAAUUGACCAAGAACCCGAUGUGUAUAUGAUGACACGAGUCAAUAUGGGCGACACUCCAGCCCCGGCUAUUAGCACUGAAGCUGUGUACAAGACUGCAGAUAUGUUUGAAACUGACAGUCCAAAGGCUGCCAACCUCCUGAAGAGAUCCAGCUAUGUAGAUGAUUUAAUUGACUCUCAACCAAGUACACCUGAAGCAUUGAAAAUUGCUCGUGAAACAGAAGACAUGCUUGCGAAGGGAGGCUUUGCAGUCAAGUGUUGGCAGUUUACUGGAGAAUCAAGUCCUCGCACCGGCGAAAUGUUGUCUGACAACGUUGACACACUUGUUGCACCUGAUGGUACUGUACGCACGCACCCAAACAUGUUGAAAGGAACUGAUAGCAACCUGAGGGUAUUGGGCCUUGGCUGGAAUCCAGUGGAAGAUACCAUGGUGUUCGAAGUCACUCUCAACUUCAGCAAGAAGAAGAAAGGAACACACACAGGCCCAAACCUCAAGAAAGCUGAUUUGCCAAAAGGCCUACCACUUGUGUUGACAAGAAGAAUUGUUCUGUCGCAGGUUAUGAUGAUCUUUGAUCCUCUUGGACUUGUGUGCCCCUACACUCUGCUGGGAAAGAUUUACCUGCGCGAAACGUGGUCCCUAAAGCUUGGAUGGGACGAUCCGCUGCCAACCCACCUACGGUCCAAGUGGGUUCACUUCUUCUGUUCCCUGUUCCAGCUCGAGCAGCUUAGUUUGAAUCGUUGUUUACGACCACCCGACUCUGUUGGCCGACCAUGGCUUAUCAUCUUCAGUGAUGGUAGUGACCUCGCCUAUGGUUUUGCAGCCUACAUCAGAUGGCGCCUAAACAGCGGGGACUAUUGGUGUCGACUUAUCAUGGCAAAGUGUCGUAUCGCCCCAGUGAAUAAGUUGUCUACUCCUCAGAUGGAGUUAAAUGCUGCUGUAUUGUCCAAGCGAGGUAGAAAGGUCAUAGAAAAGGAGAUGAGGCUCGAAUUUGAAGAGGUGUGGCAAAUUGUGGACUCUGAAACUGUUUUGAGUAUGAUCAACAAGACCAGUACUCGCUUCAAGGUGUAUGAAGGAGUUAGAAUUGGAGAAAUUCAAGCCGCAACGAAUGGUGAUAUGUCCCGUUGGGCCUGGAUGUCAGGUUAUCACAACCCCGCAGAUUGGUUGACCCGUGGACGCACCCCUGAGGAGCUCGAUCAAGACUCCCACUGGUGGAAUGGCCCACCUAUCCUGUACAAGCCUGUUGAAGAGUGGGGACUCAAGUCUGGUCUGCAGAAGGAAGAAGUGCUCCCUGGAGAGAAGAAGAUGUGUAGUACGGCGGUAGCCAGGGCAGAUCCUCCUUUGAUUGUCUAUGAGAGAUUUAGAAACAUCAAUCGAGUCAUUUGGGUCGUGGCAAGGUUGAAAAACAUUGCAAGGAACAAGACUUUCCGUGCAGGAAAUGCCAUGCAAGUAACCGCACAGCACUUGAAAGACGCAGAGGACUUUGUCGUGAAGAACAUUCAGAAAACAAUGGAAUGCGAGCUAAAGAAGAGCAGCAGCAAGAAAGGUCAUGGAGGUCGCUAUGCUAAGCUGAAGCCUGUACAAGAUGCAAGUGGAAUAUGGGUCGUAGGAGAACGACUACUAAGGUACAAUGCGAUGACACCAGACUCAUCCCUUCAGAGAUUGUUACCCUCUAAGCAUCCAGCUACAUGUCUUUUCAUGGAACGUGCGCAUCAAGCAGGAGGACAUAGGGGACGUGACGCAACCCUUGCUCGAUUUCGAAUGCGUUACUGGACGCCUCAAGGCAGUAAACUGGCAAGGCUAGUGAAAAUGGACUGUCAACUGUGCAAGUUGCGCGAUGCCAAAUUUCUUGAGCAACCGAUGGGGUUACUGCCAGAAGCUAGACUGGAACCCGCACCAGCAUUCAACCACGUGAUGCUUGACCUGUUUGGACCGUACACAGUUAGAGGGGAAGUCCAGAAACGCACAAGUGGCAAAGCAUAUGGUGUAUUGUUCACCGAUCUCGCAAUGAGAGCUGUUCAUAUCGAGGCAGUGUUUGGAUACGACACCAGCAAUUUCCUGAUGGCGCUUAGCAGAUUUGCCAGUCUUCGUGGAUGGCCAGAGAAGAUUUACAGCGAUCCAGGUUCUCAGCUUGUGGGCGCAGAGAGGGAACUCAAAGAAGCCUGGCAAAGAAUCGACAGGGAGUCCUUACAGAGAGAUUCUGCUCAGAAUGGUUCAACCUGGGUAUUUGGACCUGCCGAUAGUCCCUGGCAUCAAGGAGCAGUGGAGUCUCUGAUAAAGGCCGCCAAACGUGCUAUUCAUUUCUCAGUGAGUGACCAACGUCUGUCUGUACCUGAAUUUCUCACUGUCUGUUGUGAAGUGUCCAACUUACUAAAUGAGCGUCCGAUUGGAGUGAAACCAAGCGUGGAUUCAACCAUCAAUGUUCUCACACCCAACAGUUUGUUGCUUGGACGGGCGACUGCAUCUAACCCCUUAGGAUGGCAACCUUACGACGCAAGCAUUGUAACACGUUACCAUCUUGUUCAGUCUGUGGUGGAGGACUUCUGGAAACGUUGGACUGAGCUGUAUGCUCCAGCAUUAGUAGUACAGCGCAAAUGGCACACUGCCACUCGCAACUUGUGUCCAGGAGAUGUGGUGAUUGUCGCUGACAAGAACACUCUUAGGGGAGAUUAUCGCUUGGCGCUUGUGCAAGAUGUUUUUCCAGGGGAAGAUGGCAAAGUGCGCAAGGUGACAGUCAAGUACAAGAGCUAUCGCACUGGGGAAAAAGUUCACGAGUACCGGGGUGCAAGAGACACUGUGGUUUCAAGGGCAGUUCAGCGCCUUGCCCUACUUGUUCCAGUGGAUUAAAGUCUGAAGCCGAAGUCAAGAAUGCAAAUGGCAUUAAGGAUAUUGAAUAUAAACGUUUAUCUGGAGACAUUUUGUGAUUUGUUCAAUGUUACAAGUUGUAUCGCAGCGACCCCCACCCUCCCGGUGUGUUAGGAACUUUUAUGUUUAUCUUGCUGUAUUUCCGGACGGUAAUUAAUUCGCUGCGAUU